AUGGAGCCUGGACGAUACAGGGUCAUUAAUGUCAAGGGUGGCACAGCCCUUGACCUCGAUAUUAACAACAACUCAACUGUUCAUGGAUGGGCCUUUCAUGGCGGCGACAACCAGCUUUGGGACUUUGAGCACAUAGGAGACAACAUCUGGACUAUAUGCAACGCCAACACCGGUGGCUACUUAGCCAUCGUCAACGGCAUCGCUGGCGACGGUGUCAAGGCUGUUUCAUGGGCUGACCCGUUUGAGAUCGGUGUCCCCGAUACGGCUUUCCACCUCGACUUGAGCGACCACGGCAACUCUGCCGAUGGUACCGCCGUCCAAGUGUGGAACGCUUCUGACGGACGAAACCAAUGCUGGGUUGUUGAAGAGGCUUGA
Coprinopsis cinerea okayama7#130 is the source of this 375-nucleotide messenger RNA. RefSeq lists its product as hypothetical. The coding region runs from base 1 to 375 and encodes 124 amino acids. The transcript is spliced from 5 exons. The record is from RefSeq and is a predicted model, not a curated record. Lineage: Eukaryota; Fungi; Basidiomycota; Agaricomycetes; Agaricales; Psathyrellaceae.